AUGCAGGUGUCGUCGUACGCCCACAGGAGGAUCGAGCGAUCAAGGAGGAUGGAUCACUGCGAGGGGCUGGGGCGAUGUGAGGAGGCGCCCGGGGGGAAGGCGGAGGCGUUGGCCGGCGCGAGGCGGGGGAAGCGGGGGAGGGGCAGGGCGGAGGGGCCGCGCGGCCGCGCCGCGGGCAAGGGCCUGCGCCACUUCAGCACCAAAGUGUGUGAGAAGGUGGAGAACAAAGGAGUGACGACGUACAACGAGGUGGCGGACGAGCUCGUGGUGGAGCUGGCAGGCGUCGACAAGGCCGGCAAGUUGGACGACAACGACGAAAAGAACAUACGGAGGCGCGUGUACGACGCCCUGAACGUCCUCCUGGCCAUGGGCAUCAUAUCCAAGGAGAAGAAACAGAUCGACUGGAAGGGCCUGCCGUGCAGCAGCGACCGCCACGCCCGGGCGCUGGGAGGGCAGAGGAUCAAGAUCCUGGAGAGUAUUGAGAGGAAACAGCGCCAUUUGCAGGAACUGGUGAACAACUAUGUUGCCAUCCGGAGCCUCCUUGAGCGGAACAAGGAUGCGCCACUGGAUCGCUGCCCAAACCCCAGGGCUCUCAAGUUGCCCUGCAUUUUUGUGCAGGUGCCAGCAUCUGCUGGUGUGGUUAUUCAGUUGACUGAAGAUUGCCUGGAUGCCAACUUCGAUUUCCAAGACUACCCCUUCCAGCUGCACGAUGAAAUGCACGUGCUGCGGCAGAUGGGACUCCAGGGCCCAAAGGCUGCAGGGCCCCUUGCUGUACAGGAGGACACCCACAGUGCGAAGGCAAUAGAUGUGAGGGCCCCAUCAGCGGCUGGUAAGAAGCAGAGGCUGGCCAGGCAUGCAGAUCUGCAGAAUGCUGUUCUUACCCUGUCCAAGGUGGAUGUCCCCUGUCCAGGCCGAGCAGACUCUGUGUCUGCUGCGUCAAACUGUGAAAUCAGCAAUGGUACAGGGCUGUCUGGUGCUGGGGGAGAGUACAAGCUCCAAUCGCCUGGGAGGAAUCAUUGCCAGCAUUGGCUUUCUCCCCUCAAACUUGGGUGCUCGAUGCCCUCUGCUUACUUUCCGGCAAUGGCAAACCACGCCUAA
Molecule: messenger RNA, 1098 nt
Organism: Ostreobium quekettii
Lineage: Eukaryota; Viridiplantae; Chlorophyta; Ulvophyceae; Bryopsidales; Ostreobiaceae
Source: the annotation of a GenBank genome assembly